Toxorhynchites rutilus septentrionalis is the source of this 9036-nucleotide messenger RNA. RefSeq lists its product as uncharacterized. Lineage: Eukaryota; Metazoa; Arthropoda; Insecta; Diptera; Culicidae. The record is from RefSeq and is a predicted model, not a curated record. Bases 1498 to 7032 code for a protein of 1844 amino acids. The transcript is spliced from 8 exons.
AAAGAUGGAUAUAUUUUAUUUUACCAGCUGUUGUUAAAACUGUUGAUUUUGUUACUAUGAAAAGUGGUUUUAUUGAAGUGAAUUCAUUAGGACUAUGAUACAGGAUGAGGGAUAAUUGAAAAAUGCAUCGAUCUCGUAUGGAAAAUAUGAAUGUGAAUAUUAAGCAAAAGUGAUUAUUCAUCACCGACGCAGUGAUGUAUUUCCAGCAAACAAAAUGGAAUUUUCUCUAGCUACUUAUGUACUUGUGUAUAAUUAAACUUAACUUUUGAAAAAUCACUACGAGUCGAUAAUUUUAUCUGUUCAAGUGUUCUGCUGGCAGCACAGUUCACAUAUUCGGACAUUGUGUGGAGAAAAGCCAUCGUAUCGUCAAUGCGAAUGUACUCUUCUACUACUCUUGCAUUAGCGAGUCGAGUCUCGUCGUCGCCCCAUUCGUGAAAAGUGCCAGUGCAAAGAAAAAGCGAGUGUGUGCUGUUCUCGGGUUGAUGAAGAAGCAGAAAAAAGACAUUUUUCGGUUUGCGUGCGGCUAAAGUUUACUGCCCACAGUCUGCGGGACAUUUGCCGAUAGGGCUGUGAUCAAUUGACGGUAAAAAUGGUUAGAACAUUCCGUCUGACUCGCAAAAGAAGAACUUGUUCGAACCAGCGGGUGCAGAAGGAAAUGGUGCAGCAGAAGUGAAUCAGGGUGUGAAGUGAAGAAAAAGGAAUUUUUUUUUGAGACCCUCAUUCUCUCGUCGUUCGAACCAACACACUCACACUGAAGUGCGGCCAGUUAAAAUUUGUAAUUCGGUGUCGGUCAAAAGCACACGGCAGUCGAAAAGUACAAAUAGCAGCCAGUCCAUCUUCGAUGCGUUCCGCGUUAGUGUGCGUGUGUACCAGAUUGGAUGCGUGUGAAUGUGUGUAUGCGUGUAUGGUGGUGACAUUUUCUUUUUCUACACACUCAUCGCAGCAAGUCGUCGCGAUCGCUCAUCGUUCCAGAGAAUAGGAUUUUUUUUUUCUUGCUUUCAAAUUUUGCGGAAAUUACUAAGGAAGAAGAAGUGUAGAAAGAACACGGGAAAAUGUGAGCCGUGGAAGGCGUAAAUUUGUGAAUACAGUGCUAACUUUUUCUUCAGACAUGGCCAUCGAACGAUCGGUUCUCAUUUGUCACUACGGGGAAGAAUAAAUAGGAUUCGAAAAUAGUAGUAGAAUAAAGUGUCAGCGAAAGUUUUCGGAGUGAAAAAGUGUACUGAGAAGUCCCCGAUAAAACCCGUGGUAUUAGAGGAAAUAAGUGGCCCAUUUUUCGGAGUUUUUUUUGUUUCUUUUAAAUUUGGGAUUCCAAAGUGAAAGCACAGGUGUGUUAGUGGGAAAUUUUUGACAGCGCUGAACACACUCUCGGUGAUAUCGCUGUCUUGAGGUAAAGGAAAAAUCAGUAAUCGUAUUAGAGAGGACAGUAAUAUUCGGCAAGUAGAGAAAAGAAACUCCGUUUCUCCGGAUAUUAUUUUUCUUCGCUUCACGUUAUCCAAGAUGGCUCCGUCUCCGGAGCUCGGGGGCCAACCAAAGGCCCCCGAUAAAACUGGAACGGAAACAAACAGCGCGGCAGUCAUUCCACUGCCGGAAGCAUCGUCUAUUAGUGGCAACAGCCCACAACCGUCGUUGUCUUUGUCUGGAACAAAAUCCCCAUUCCCAGGGGGAACGGCAACAUCUAAUCUGACAUCUUCGUCUUCUGGCAGUUCCAAUAUUAACAAUAACAUCAGUGGAGGACCAUCAACAGCGACAGGAAUCACGGCCACAACGUCCCAACCGUCUACCCAGCAGGACAGCAGCAAGCUCGAUAACAUGGCGGAGAGUGAUCUCAAGGCGCUUCUGGAAGAAGCCAUUACCUACAAAUGUCCCAAGGAUCGGCAGCACAAAAGUGCAGUGUUCAAUGCACUUCUCAGCAAGACCGAGAUGGAGGAUCAGGAGCAGAACUUCUCCUUCACGAGCCGUGCGGUGCAAUCAAAGCGUGCCUCGGGUCGGCCCACUCAAGGCGGCUCCCUGCAGGACCUCCAGGAGGCCAGCAUGCAGGACUUCUUCUACUCGGAGUUCUCGUUCGCGACCGAUUACUGCGCCAACCUGGGCGGGUUGGGAGUGCAAACUGCCCGGCGGCAUCACGGUAGCAGCAGUUCUGGGCCCAGCUGCGGGCCAGGUGGGGGCGACCGGGUGAUAAACCCACGUCAGCAAAAACGCUACACAAGCUCGGUCUCUUCCCGGCAGCGAGAGGGCGGCAGUUUGCCGAGUAACGUCAACGUGGACUGUCCGUUCUUCAACGAGGUCGGUCACCAUCACGCCACCGGAACGAUUACUAAGUUCAAGAAGCGCGAAGGUGGCGGUGGGGGAGCCAAAAGCGACUACGGCACAAUGCUGCUGACGGCCCCUCUCACCAGUGCCGGUGCAGCAGAACUAAUCAGUGCCGUGGCGGAAGUCGCAGGCAGCACCGGAUUGUGCGGCGGAAUGAAAAAUACUGAAUCUCAGCUGAUUGACGACUGCGGUGGUGGCGUCGUCGGGGCUGGUCAUACAGUUAUCGACAUGGGAGAGUCGGAAUCUGACGAGACACAACAUCUGCUGGCACAUGAUGCAAUGCAACAGAAUCUGUACGACUCGGGUCUGGAUGAUCUGGAUGGGAGCGGUGGGGAUCUGUACGUGAGCAGCACGAACACAAGUGGCGAAAGCAACACAGUAAGCAGCGCCGGCAGUGCUGGAGCAUGCAGUGCUCUGAAGAAGAUACCGCGCUUCCCGGCGGCGAGUUAUACUAGUCACGCCAAGCUGGAGAUUGGCGAACCCUCGUCGACGGUGCGACCCUCGUCGGUGCACCAUGUUGAUAAAACAGUCUCGCUGCCACUACUCGAGAGUAACAAGAACGUCGACAUUACCCCGAUCCAGCUGGGUUCAAGCUAUCAGGCCGUCAAGUGUUUCAUGUCUAGCGAAAACAGUAAAUCGGAACAAACGAAACACGUGAUGAUGGGAAUCAGCGGUGGAAAUACCAAGUAUAUCACCACGCAGAACUUCAACCAAAUUAUUUCCCAGCCCAAAUAUUUGGACGAAAAUGGCAACUCGGUGCAGCAGUUCAACAGCGGACUCAAUUCAUCAUCCUCGUCGGCCGGGGGUGGCAGUAGUGGGACUAGUGGCAAUAAUAGUUCAUCGAUUGGUGGCAUCACAGGAGGGAAGAAGAACCGGAAACCAAAAUCGGACCGGAAUACCGUGUUGGUGAUACCGGAGAACAUCGCAGGUUACCGAGGCAAAGAGGUCGACAUUGAGUCGCUGGUUGACUACAUUGAGAAUAAGGACAAACAAAAGGAUACCGGCGGGGGCGGUGGCAGUGGUAAAAGCGGUGGGACUAGUGGUCUAUCUGGCAAUGGACCGAAUCCGAAGAACGGAACAGUGGUGAAGACCAGUGCUGGUGGAGGCAGCAAUGGCAAUGCCAUCAGUGGGGUGGAGAAUAGUGUUGUCGAAGAGAAAGUACCGAAGAAGAAAAACGAAAAGAAAAAGGAGAAGGCCAAACUGAAGAAGAGUAAUUCACUGGAGGAAUUGAGUAGCUGUAGCAGGAAAAAACAGCAGGCUGAAGAUGAGCAGACUACUCAGCAGAACGACACCGGUGGUGAACAACAAGAAUCUUCACUUAGAGCACAGGAAACGGAAUCAGCGGUCGUGGUGACAUUGAGAAAUAAUAAAGGCAACAAAAAGGGCCAAAACGUAGCCAAUAGCAGUGUGAUAUCUUCAACUUCUUCAGCUUCUUCGACCACUUCAUCACAGUCCUCGAAGGACACUUCAAGUGCUGCGAAUAGCGCAAAGCGUGGUGAACGACGCUCCUGGGGAACAGAAGAACUGAGCUACUUGGUGGAAGACAACGCUCAGCAAGCGGUUUCUGCUGCCGGUGGUAUAGUGGACAAAUUGGAAGAGAAGUCUUCGAAAAAAGAAAACAAAAAGGAGGCGAAAUAUAUGGCGGAACCUAUAAUGCCUACGUUUAACCUCGCGAAGAAACGUGAUUCGCUACGGAUGUCUGUCGAAUCGUUGUCGGCUGUCAGCACCGGAGCUGCCGAAACAGCCGAGUUUCACGUAGUAACCAAAAAGAAAAAAAUGAAGAAAAAAUCUCACGGUUUGUUUGCGGAAGAGGGUUCUAUUUCAUCCAAUGUUGGAUAUGCGAGUGGCGCUGGGAACAGACGUCACUUGUCCGCAAGUCACAGCUACGGCAUCGGUGGAAACGCAGCCGGUCGAAGCGCAAACAUCGUUGGUAAAUACCAAACCAGUAAUAACUUCGCUAACGAUCGAGACAUUUACAUGAGCUCCCUGGCCAGCAACAGCGAUGUUUCACGAAGAAAGUCAACUUCAUCGGUUCCGCCCUCCGAGAAGUCUGAUUCCAGUGAUGCCGACUCGGUACAGUCGCUGCCAAUUGAACCCUCGCGGAAGCAGCAAAGUGGACAAUCGAAUCGCAACUCAGCGGGUGUUCCUCAAUCCUACGCCGACAUUGCCCGAAUUCCAAACGCGGAUAAAGUCAACAACAAUCUGCUCGGCAGCAGUAUGAGCAGUAGCACAUCACCGUUGGAUAGCUCCAGCGUAGAGAAGUGGCCACCGGUUCAAGCUGCAAGCGAAGAUCUGGUCCAGGCAUUGAAAUCACCCUCCGCGUUCCCAGAACUAGUCCCAGAACCAUCGAUGGUGUCACAGUCACAGCAGCUACCAAACCAGCAGCAAUAUCAGCAUCAGUAUGUGAAUAGUAACGUUAAUAGCAUUAAUAGUAACAAUGUAGGUAUCAAUAAUAAAGCGACAUAUUCGCAAAGUCUGCUGAUAGCGGCAACGACCAAAGCAGCAGCACCAGAGGAGGACGAUUUUGGCAAGCAGCACCGAUCGGCGACGGUGGCCAGCGGAAAGUUAGUAAAUAGCGUCAAUACUGAACAUAAUGUGAAUAGUAGUAAUAUUAAUAGUAGUAGCAGCAGCAGCAAUUCAAAGCUAGCAUUACACAAAUCGAAAAGCGUUGAUAAUAAUGAUAUUUAUUACUCAAACGAGCACUAUCCGGCGCUGGAAAAGACUGUCAAAGCUGCGAAGGUGAUUGCUGCUGUUAACAUUAACAGCAGCAACAGUUUGCAGGAACCCAAAGGGUCGUCUUCCGUUGGGAAAAUCAGUCCAGUAUCUUCGACCGGACAGUCGAAUAGCACGGUGCCUCUCUGCGCAAUAGUACCGUCAGUGCCCACAGUGCCCUCUACCACUCACAAUAACAUAACCAACGCUAUACCCGGUGCCAAAAAAUCAAAAAAGAAAGAUUACUCAGCGGCGAGUACUAAUUUUACUUUGCCGAAUGAAGUCGAAACAAUCAAUAAUGCUAGAAACGUGGCUGCUGUUCAGACAUCGCUGGAUACAAUCAACAACAAUAGUUCCGCACUCAUCGAAACAGCGGAUAUGAUCUCAAAUGCCGAGUUCACUCAGAAUAGUUGUCUGAUUAACCGUAGUCCAAACGGUGAGCUUAACCUGCAGCCUCAACCUCAGAGUACGCCCAAGAAUAGUUCACCUGCCAACACUAUCAUCGCUAGCGUCACCUGCAGCAACAGUUCUAGCUCCUCCGCCAAUGUGGUUUCCACCAAGCGAAACAGAAAGGAAAAGUCUACCUCCAGUAGCGGCGGCGGCGGGCUGCCGCACUACGCUACGCAAAGUAAUUCUGUUUCCAGCGCGAACGCUUCCACCGCCGGUACAGUUACUGCCAACCCGAAUUACCGCCCGGCUGUAAUUAUCAUGAACGACAACAACGAACCUAACCCGAAGCACGAAUUCACCUUCGGUUUCGAUAUCGAUCAGGAACUACUCUUCGGUGACUUCCAGGAAGAUGAAGUAAGCAUGCUUGAUCAGCAGCAUCAGCAGCAACAACAACAACAACAACAACAACAGUACUCACAUGAUCAGCAGAAGUCUUCCCAUCACUACCAUCAUCAAAUGUAUAGCAACAACAAUAUCGAGAGUGAUCCGUUGACGAGCAGCAUUGCGUCCAACCAGUCAACUGAUUACGGUUACAGUUCGAUGCAGCAGUCAUCCGCUUCGACGACGUCCCCUUCUUCCAACUCUUCGCAACAAUACAAUCAACAGCACCAACACACCUACCAUGGUCACAAUACAACACAGCAGCAUAUGGAGUCGUACGAGAUGUUGAACAACUCAACUGACCCUGACACCUACCGGGACAGUAUCGAGCACAAAUUCCACCAGCCGCCACCUUCGAUGAUGCUACCACCGGCCCCACUGUACUCGCAGCCACCGCCUCAGCUACCGCCGCCACACGUGUUGGCAGCCCAACAGCAACAACAGCACCAACAGCAGCAGCAGCAUCAGUCUCGCCAAUCUCGCCCGGCAGCUAACGCAGCUCCUGCCGCUUCGGCUAAUCACUACAGUUUACCGCCACCGCCGGUCAUGACCACUGGUCAUCACCAACAACAGCAGCAACUGCCUCCACUAGCGCUUCCAAUUAAACAGGACAGCGCUACCAACACUCCCCCAAUGGUAUCUGCGACAUCCCCACCCGCAAUCAUUACCGUGCCACCACCGCCACUGCCACCGGCUGUUCAGGCGAUACCCCUCGUGGCAACGGUCGUGCCUGUGGUCACGGCAGCAGCCAUUCCCGGUGUAGUGGCCCAACAGACGUCGCCAGUUGUGAUCCUUCCCGUGAACAUCAGCAAUAUCGCCUCUGCCGUUGUCGUCAGUGGUAGCAAUAUUAAUAAUACUAGUCUCGCCAACCAAACCAAUAUGGCCGUCACCGCCGUCGUCACAAGCAGUUGUAGUAGCAGCGAUAGCACCAGCUCAAUGGCAACCCCUCAGCAGGAGCCGAAGCCACAGAGGCAGCUGCAAAAUAGUACGACGACACCUCAGCAGCAGCAGCAGCAGCCAGUUUCGAUCAGGGAGAAGAUGAAGGAAAUCAAUUUGCGGUUUAUUGCCCCCGAGCAGCUGCAGACUAAUCACAAUCACGAUAAAAUCGUGAACUUUGUUGGCAUGGCCUGGGAGGAUAUCAUCUGUAUCGGCAGCGCCAAAUACUACGAUGGACAAUAAAUCUCAAGUGUGGUCCGAUGAUGUGUAAACAAAAAAAAAUGAUUGAGGAAAACAAGUAACGAAACUACUCCAACAGAAAAACACACAUACGCAAACAGUCAUAUAACAACCGGUAAAUAUGGUUUGAAACGAUAUGCUGAUAUGUGUAGAAUACAAAGGAGGGAAAAGUAGGAUGCUACUUGUCAAAGAAAGUCCAGUAGAGAUGAGAUGGCAACGUGUAAGACUAAAACGAGCAGAAACAAGAUUCUAUGUCAUUGCAGGAAUGAUAAAAGCCUGAGAAAAUUAAACCUUAACAAUUUCAAAGUUAAUAGAGAGAGAGAGAGAUUGAGAGAGCGAGAGAAAAAAAUGCCAAGCAUUAACAACAACAAGAAUAAAAGGUUCAUAAAAAAUACGAGUGUGAAAGAGGAGUAGAAUAUAGUGUAAUAUAACAUGAGAGAUCAUAUAUAAAUAGGGAGAGCGAGAGAGAAAUAGAAAAACACACUUACACUCACAAACACUCACGCAACCAAGGUUAAAUGUAUCUACACAACACAGGUUAUUGUUUUUUGUCGUUUUUGAGUGUCCACUAUUACGACUGAUAGUAGCAGCAGCCUGUGUAUUUGAGAUUGGAUUACAAGGAAGACUAGCAUCGCAACACCAGUCUCACAGGCUGUCGUCGAUCGCCGGAAAUGCGAAGUUCAUCAUGUUUUUUUAGCAUUAAAUUAGCCCAAAUUUUGUUUUGUGCAACAAAAACCAUAGCAAAGAUAUAUCCUGUGUCUCGGAGCGUGUUCGCUGAGAUAUAUUCGUUUGCAGGGCAAUGCAAAACGAUGACUGCUUCAUUUAACUACUACCACUAUUAUUAUCAUUAUCAUCAUUAACAUACUGUUUAUUUUAUUCAAGAUUCUUUAGCUUGUUUUCUUUUUUUUAUAAAUCGUAUAUUGUUUCAGCAACAACAAAAAAUAGUUGAGAGAGGUAGAUAACAGAUUCCGUUUCGUAUGGUGUGAAUGAGUGUUACGAACGAGGGUAUGUUAGGAAAUCGAUCAGAGCGGAAAACAGUUAAUAAAAUGAAUCAGCUUUUGUGUAAGAACAUGAUAUUGCUAUUUUUAGUCAUUGGCUAGAGUAAGGUGGGGUGCGUGUGUGUUUGUGAUGCGAUCCUCGGCGCAUAGAAGCGUGCGUGUAUUAUCGGAAAAAAAUAAAAAAGCGCAAGUGUCCGAUACACCCAAUGUGAUUUUUUAGUAUCUAAUCGAUGGGCGAUCGCCCGAGAAUGCUGAUCAACCAGGGGCUUAGGGAGGGUAUAUUUCCUUCCCGCUCUGUCCGAUGGGAUUCCGCUUUUUUAAACUCCCCCAACUCCCCUCGGGAAGCAAGGUGAUCUGGAUAAAAAAAGUAAGCUCUAGGGGAGGAAAAACAAGAACUGCUGCAGCUUCGAAACUGUAUCAAAGUUACUGACUGUAUUUAAGAAAUAUAUAUAACGAAAGAAAAAAAUAUAUAUUUAAUUGAACGAGGAAGAAAACAGAAUGCUUACAUAUUUAGUGACUAAUAGCAUCAACAAAAAUAUAUACAACUAUAUAUAUAUAAUAUAUUAAUGAGCAGACGAACUCUAGGAAGGAAGGCUUCUGUGAAUUAAGUGGGAAAUAAAUAAGAAAUUGGAAAGAGGACAGGUAUGCAAGGAAACAACCACAACCGAGGACGAUCCAUUAGAUAGUUUCGAAAAAAAAUGAGAAUAAAAGAAUAUUAAUUUAUAAUUAGCAACUAAUUGAAGUCACGACGAGUCAGUGUCAGCAAAAAAAACACAAUUGCGACAGAAAAAGGAUUCACUCAUACCUACGAGAACGUAUGUGUGUGUCAACGUGUAACACACAUCCGCAUCAUUCAUUCACAUCAUCUUCGUUUGUGAUUGUGUGUAUACACACAUACAUACAUACAUCCAUACAAGCAUAUAAUCAUCAUCACCGGCCGUUUAGUCGUCCCAUUUUUGCUGUGCAAUGACAAGUAUGAGAUGAUGGUGGUGUGUGUGUGUGUGUGUGU